CAAGUUUCAAGUCAAUUUUUCAUCUUCUUGUCAUUCUUUAGUUGUUUUCUUUUCAUCUAGAACAUUUACAUUUGUUGAUAGAAAGAAAACAACGCGGGAGGCUGGGUUGUUUUCUUUUCUCUAUCGAAGCGAGUCAGAAAAAAAUGAAAAGAAAAGUGAAUAAAAGAAAAUUUAUAUCUUGGGAUUCUUGGUAUCUAACAUUUCAUCGUCAAUGUUCUAAAAAGGUAUAACGAAAGGGAUGAUGCCGAAUUUCUAUGACAGUUCGCGCCCCACCAUGGUUCCCACCAAUUCGGCAAUUAUGGGAGCCUCUACAAAUGGUGGGGAGCAAAUUCCAAAAAAGCAUCAAAUUCAAAUUCCUUUCGACUUGGAGGCAACGUUGCAAGCUGUUAAUAAUGAAGUAUUGGAAGGAGAAGAGGGCAGUUGUCCCAUUUGCAAUAAAACUUUUAGCCGUAAGACAUCUCUUCUAAAUCACAUACGCAAUCACACCGCCGAAAAGAAAUACAUUUGUGAAUACUGUCAAAAAGGUUUCUCACAGCAAGCCAACCUGCGCAACCAUGUUCGUAUUCACACAAAUGAACGCCCUUAUGUUUGCAUAGACUGCGGCAAAGCAUUUACACAAAUCACAAACUUGAAUAACCAUAGGCGAUUGCACACCGGCGAACGGCCUUAUGUUUGCAUCGAAGCAAACUGCGGACGCUCGUUUGCUCAAGUGACAAACUUGAACAACCACAUGAAAACGCACCACAAAACCCAACAGUACGUAUGCAAUCAGUGUCCGAGGCGAUUCUACCAAGCCACUCAGUUGAACCUCCAUCUAAUCUCGGAGCACAGCACUGCGAAAACCUUUUUCUGUCCCCAGUGUCCCGAUAAGCGUUUCAAGUCUCAGUCCCUCUUUCAGCACCACUUGAAAGUGCACGGCUCGAACUUUGGCUUUCCGUGUCCGAAGUGCGACGAAAGGUUUAUUCAAGAACCUCAUCUCAUAUUGCACAUGACGCACCAACACGGUGAUUACGCGUGCAGUAUGUGCUCGAUGACAUUCAACGAUGAAGUUUUGCUGAAAAAACAUGUCCAAAGGCACCUGGAUGGAAGGUAUCUCACAUGCCCGGUGCUCGGUUGCAAUGAGGGUUUCACCAUGAAAAAUCAUCUCACCAAACACAUGCAGAUGCGUCAUCCGGCGAUUGAUCUCAAAAAGGGGCCUAUCACUGCGGGAGCAGUGGCAAGAUCCCCGAAACACUGCUGCCAUUAUUUUAACUGUAACGAAUCGUUCGACAGCUCGGAUGAGUUGAGCGAUCACCUGAGGACGGCACACGGUUUGCCGAUUCCAACGCAAGACGAUAAGAAGCAACUGCAGCAGCAGAUUGUGCAUAAUGCUGCAGCUUCCGCUGCUGGAGCAAGUGCUGAAGGGCAGAUAUCUUCUCCGUUGCAUCCGCCGCCUCAUUUAUUGGGAGCAAGUUUCCAAUCCUAUCAACAGCAAAUAAUCGAAGCGCAACAGCAUGCGGUGGCUGCCGAAAAGCAGAAAACAUACACGGUUUCCGAUCUUCUCAGCAUAAGUGAAGAGAUGCAGCAGCAACAACAGCAUCAGCAUCACCAACAACGUGGUCACCACAAUGGGAAACCGAUCGAUGUCGAGCAGCACAUUGAAGACCGCGUGAACAAUCUGAAUCGCAUCAAGACGGAACUGCAAGCCAACAUUCAGAUACAGAAUCUCUUUGGGCUGGCGAACCCGAUGGGCAUCAAUUCGUCGGCUUUUCAUAAUCAUCACCAUCUUCAACAGCAACUAAGCCAGCAACAGCACCAUCAGCAUCAACCGGCCCCGAUAAAGCUGGUGUGCAGUUUUUGCUACAAUGUCUACAAGACGCCGCAGACGUUAUCGAGGCACAUUGAAAAGUUUCACAGCUAAUUUGUGCGACACGAGUUGUACGCGGAGGCUUGUGACGUUUUUUGUUCGGCGGGGAUCACAACAUUUUUGGGGCGACGUAUUCUUGUUGCAAUACAAAGGUCGGAGAUGUAUCCUCGUGUAUGGUGAAUGCGACAUACAAGACCAUCGCAAUAUUUGAGCUGAUUAUAAAUUUCAUUUGAAUCUGUGAUGUUAUUCUUUUUUAUUAUCGUUUUUUUUUGAAUAUUAAUGAAAAAGGAAUUGCAUAUGUUUGUUUUUGUUGAUUCAAGGUAUAGAUAUGCAAUUAUUUAGAAUUUAGUUAAAUGGUAUUGAGUGGUUUUAGACAUUUGUAGAAACAUUGGAGAGUAAGAGGCAUAUCAACAUGACUCGACUGGAGCUCGAGUUUUUCGAUUGUUUUCACAGGUUCAUGCUUACUCAGUUCUGUUCCAUAUGUUUGACAAAUAGUAUGAUAUAUUUAGAACUUCUGUACUAGGUCAAUGUUACAUUACCUUUUGGAUUGUAAAGAGAUAGAGAUCUUCUCUCAACUUUCAAGAAUAACAAUUCCUGUACCUUUGACAGAGCUUGAGCCUUUGAGAUUCAAAUGCUAUGACUGUGAUUAAAAUUUCAGGCAUUAUUAAAAAAACGGGAUGCUUAUUAUAAGCGCAAGUUUUCUACUGAACUGCGAUAGAAAAUCUUAUACACAUUGUUUCCGUAUGGAUUCCGUACGGAUGAUCUGUGUCUUAUAAUGACAAAUGGUCGGGGUUCUGCUAAACCGCACAAAGUGCCAAAAACUUUAUUCCGAGAUAUUUGACUUUGAAGUCUUAUCGUGUACUAGUUGAUCGCGGACGAGAUAAAAUAUACAAAUCAUGAUAAAUUAUCGGUGUAAUUGGAUUUUAUUUGAACAUAUGAAGCACUCAGUUCACUCUGGCUGAACAAAAAUCGAAAAAUAUGGUUAUUGGUUCAGUAUGGUUGGAUGUGUUUCAUA
This is a messenger RNA of Aedes aegypti (yellow fever mosquito), 2861 nucleotides long. Its product is annotated as zinc finger protein 135. Bases 239 to 1900 code for a protein of 553 amino acids. Gene Ontology annotation, biological process: neurogenesis. Gene Ontology annotation, cellular component: nucleus. NCBI's taxonomy places the organism in Eukaryota, Metazoa, Arthropoda, Insecta, Diptera, Culicidae. The transcript has 12 exons. The record is from RefSeq and is a predicted model, not a curated record.